Molecule: messenger RNA, 1533 nt
Organism: Anas platyrhynchos (mallard)
Lineage: Eukaryota; Metazoa; Chordata; Aves; Anseriformes; Anatidae
Gene: PKIB
Product: cAMP-dependent protein kinase inhibitor beta
Biological process (GO): negative regulation of protein kinase activity
Molecular function (GO): cAMP-dependent protein kinase inhibitor activity
Source: RefSeq, a predicted model, not a curated record
CCCUUAACCCGAGUGUUUCCAGCGCCGCGCCACGGCGGGGCCCGGGACCGGCCCGGGACAGGAGCGGUGGGGCCGGGCGCGGGGGGACCGCGGCCACCACGAGCCCCGUCGCCUUACCGCGGCCACCGAGGGCCGCCCGCGGUCGCCACCAACUUCUCAGCGGCGGCGGCAGCAGCAGCGCAAGUUGGCAGCCGCCGGCUGCUCGCCUCGGGCAAGAGCGGGAGGGCGGCCCAAGCUCCUCUGCUGGCGAAGCCAAAAAAAAAAAAAAAAAAAAAGGAAAGAAAGAAAAGGGAAAAGGGAGGAGGAAGGCAGAGGAACGACAGAACGGCAGACAGACGGCGGCCGGCUCCAGGUUUUCUGUAGGUCAAGAGCUGUGCAUUGUGUUCCUCGGGUGUGCAAAUGGCAACAUAAGGAAAUGCACAGGCACAUACAGCUUCAGCACCCAACAUUGAGAUGUUGCUAUGAGGAAAGGAGUCAGCAAUGACUGAUGUGGAGCCCCUGGUCACAGAUUUUGCAGCAUCAGGAAGGUCGGGCCGCCGGAACGCCUUGCCAGAUAUCUUGGGCUCUCCUGCUGGUGCUGGGACUUCAGACCUGCCACACAAACUGGCCGAGCUCUCCGUUUCAGAAGAUGAAGGAGCAGAAGGUGGAGAAGUACCAUCAUCCAAAGCCAUGCUGGAAAGUCAAGAGACAGAGGGAAAGAGCAGUGAUUCCUAACACUUAAGGACUGCUGGAGUAGUGAAACUCAUCAACAGACUUUCCAGAGUUUCCCUGUGUUGUUCCCUGUUCUCAAGUGUGGUAGCUACUGCAGCAGCACAGACAAGACUUUUGCACACCCUUGUAUCUAGGUGGCAUUAAGAUGGAACUACUUUUUUUUUCUUUUUUUUCUACUGUAGUCCAUCAGAAUGUUCUGAACAAUGUUCUACACAUCCAAAUGGGAAGAGAACUAAAGAAUGUAUCUGUUGUUCUGAGUUUUUUAAUGGUUAUUGUAUUCAUUCUAACUAAUCUUCUUUGACAGUUUCAAUGAAUAUAAAUAGCAGAUGUACCAAGUAAUGAUCGCUUUAAAAUUAAAGACCUAUUUCUUAAUUUUCCAAAAUAGCUUCUUUCUCUCUGACACAAAGGUGUAUUUAUUCUCCCCACCUUAAGACUAUAAUAAGUAUGUAUUAGAUUACAGACCUAAUCUGCAGUUUGUCUCCAGAGAUUUUUGUUCUCAUUAGGGAUAUAUAGAUGAAUAUGGAAAAUAGAAAAAAACCAUAUAUUUUUCUCUCUUCCUCCUGACUUCAAAGCAUUUUGUAUACCACUUAAACCACCAGUGUCUGUUUUUAAAUGUUCUUUAAACUCUAGUUGAUUAUGGCAGAUCAUUUCACAUAUCCCGCUCCCAGCAGUCUUGCUACUUCUGUCAUUUCUGUUUUCAGGCUUAAUAUUGUAGCUAUUCAUGUGUAUCUGAAAUAAAAUAGCCAUGUUUGUAAGUGAUUAAAACUGUUUGAUCUUACAAUGAAAAUUAAAUAGCUAUUAUGUUUUCCGUCUUCUGUUGAA